UCCUGCUAUUUGAAUCGCAAAGAGAAACAUUUAAAAUUUCAACUGGAACAUUAUUUAAUUAAAUUAAUGGAAAUAGUUGUUUCCGAGUCUAAUAGGAUAUCAUACGAGCAACGGGAAUUAGCCCUUGAAGCUAUAGUAAGAUUGUGGAGAAUACCCGGUUUACCCGCUGAGUUAUAUUUAAAUUACGAUUGUGGGCUUUACUGCACGAAUUUGUACGAAGAACUUAUGAAAAUGUUUUCUAAGAAUGUUUCUCUACCAAUAACUAAUGGUAUGCACACCAUACAAUUGAUAUCCUUGGACGCCAUAAUAAUGCUGAUCAUUGGCAUGAAGAUUCGUUGUAAAGGCGAGUUGUGCAAGCCAUCGCGUCACGAAGCGUCAUUAAAUCUACCUACACGGGAAGACUUGCUCGCUAUAAAAGCAAACAAGCGGUGGUUGGUUCUUGGCACGGAGAAAUUUAAUGAGAAUCCACGGGAAGGUAUAGCGAAACUUACGGAACACGGUCUCCUAGGUGGUACUCCCGGUCAUUCGGAUCCCGAAAAAGUCGCAAAACUUCUAAGAGAGUAUCCUGGUUUGGAUAAGAAAGCGAUCGGCGAAUACAUCAGCAAGAAAGAAACAAAAACAUUCUCAAUUAUUUCGUGCAUAAUUUCGAUUUAAGAAAUACCCGAAUCGAUCAAGCGCUGCGACUUUAUUUGGAAUCGUUCAGAUUACCCGGGGAAGCUCCUCUUAUAUCUCUUUUACUCGAGAAAUUUGCCGAGCAUUGGCAUGUGAGUA
Messenger RNA from Pogonomyrmex barbatus (red harvester ant), 771 nucleotides. RefSeq names its product Golgi-specific brefeldin A-resistance guanine nucleotide exchange factor 1-like. The record is from RefSeq and is a predicted model, not a curated record. Gene Ontology annotation, biological process: regulation of ARF protein signal transduction. Gene Ontology annotation, molecular function: guanyl-nucleotide exchange factor activity. Lineage: Eukaryota; Metazoa; Arthropoda; Insecta; Hymenoptera; Formicidae.